This is a messenger RNA of Synchiropus splendidus (mandarinfish), 751 nucleotides long. Its product is annotated as regulator of cell cycle RGCC-like. Gene Ontology annotation, biological process: regulation of cell cycle. The transcript has 5 exons. The record is from RefSeq and is a predicted model, not a curated record. NCBI's taxonomy places the organism in Eukaryota, Metazoa, Chordata, Actinopteri, Syngnathiformes, Callionymidae. The coding region runs from base 27 to 449 and encodes 140 amino acids.
GGGCUCCUCCCACCAGCUACAGCAGGAUGGGAUUCAUAAUAAACUUUCCUGCGCUGAGGAGCGUGAGCUUCAGAGUCAACGCUGAAGUCAGAGGAGUUCCACACAUCAGCAUGUCUUCAGCCGCCACAGCAGACUUGGAGCUGGAGUUGAGCGAGCUGCUGCAAGAGUUCCAGGAUGUGGUGGAGGAGCUGAAGGUCCCCACACGAGGCAAAGCACAUGUGUACCAGCACGUGCUGAAGGAGGCCAAGAGCCGAGCAGCGCCGGGCGACGACUGCGGCCUGGAGGAUUCCGAUUACAGCAGCGGAGCUUCCAUGGGCAGCAGCCUGAAUGCCAGCGAGGAGGAGCUCCACACGGCCGGCCUGGCGCAGGCCUCCAGAGCCAAGCUGGGCGACACCAGAGAGCUGGAGAGCUUCAUUGACAUGUUGGACCGGGAACUUGCUGAAAUGUGAACGGGAGACGGCAGUGGGGCCAGAGGAGAGCCGUGCCCUCCGUCCGCUCGGGGAGGACAAAGCUUCAUGCCUCGUGUGAAGAAAGGGCCUUUCAUUUUAGAAAUGCUCGCUGAGACGGAAAACCCUGGCAGGUCUUGGUCCAUGAAGACUGGGAGGACAAGCCUCCACCUCAUAUGAGACGCCGCGGCUUCUGAAGCUCCGACUGGACCCCGCACCCCAAGUCAAACCCUUCUCAAAGCAUGUCAGUGCUUCUGUCCCUGCCAGGCCUGUGUAAAUAUGUUGAUUUAUAAAUAAAGAUUUGG